CAAUAUCUUGGAGCGCAUUCUACUUCUACAUCUCUCUCUCGCAUUGCUCGCUGCUCUUACUUUUGCUCUUGCACUGGAUCACAUCUAUCGACCUCUUCGUCAGUUUGUAUCCCGUCGGUCGGCCUCAUCGCCGCCCAAUCCAGUCCGCCGCAACUGAAACCCCACGCGCCAUCCACCAUUCCAUUCCGCGUCGCGACUCAAAUUCCUUCUCCCCCCAUCUCAUCAACUGCCAUGUCGACGCGCCCGCGCGUCGCCGUCGUCGGCUCUGGCCUCGCCGGCCUCGCCACCGCCUACCUCCUCACCAAGGAGGGCGCAGAUGUAUGGCUGGUUGACAAGGCCCCGCGCCUUGGUUUCCACGCAUGGAGCGUCGAGCUUGAGCCAACAUCGUCCGCGUCUGACUCAGAGACCAACGCUCUUGCGCUCGACAUCAAUAAGCGCCCAGCGUCAUCUGCGUCGGAGGGCUCUCGCGCAGUCGAUGUCCCCAUGCGCUCCUUCCAGGGCGGGUACUACCCUCUUCUCAUCGCGCUUUACCGUCACCUCGGCCUGCCCCUCUCCUCCGCCGCGUUCACCUUCUCCUUCGCGUCUCUGCCAUCGGGUCGUGACCUGAACGCCGAUGACACCUACUUCAUCCACUCAGGAGCGUCGGGCGCCUCCCUCCCGUCUAUGCCGGCGCAGGCAUGGCGUUCCCCCGUCGCUUUCGUGCGCGGCUUCCUCACCCUUCUCGGCGUCGGACUUUGCUACGUAGUUCUCCUUACACUCUCCUUCGCAAGUUGGCACGGUUUGCUAGGCUCCAUUACCUACCGCCAGCUCGUCGACGCCGUCACAGCGCGCUUGGAGCAGCCCAUCGCCUUCAUCCCCCUCCGCACACCCCUCGGACGCGCAUUCCGGAAUUUUGCAACCGAUAUCGUCCUCCCGCUCUUCAGCGCAGUUGGCACCAUGACCGCCGACGAUGUGUGGGACACUCGUGCCGACGUCCUUCUCGACUACAUCCACGCCGGUGUCGGCACGAGCCACUACACUCUCGGCGGCGGGAUGAGUGCGCGCGACGUCGCGCGCCUCCUCGCCGAGCCGGUGCGCGCGCAGGGUGAGGACCACGUGCGCCUCGGCACUGGAAUCAAGUCGAUCACGUACUCUGAUGACGGACUCACCCUUUCGCUCGACGACGACGCCAAGCUGGAAGUCGACCGCGUCGUCGUCGCUACGCAGGCAAGCGCCGCCCGCGCCCUCCUGUCCACUCUCGAGCCCAGCCUCCCCGCGGCCGAAGGCAAACGCGUCGCACGCAUGCGCCAGGCUCUCGCGCACGUGCAUUACCGGGACACGAUCGUCGUCACUCACCGCGACCGCUCCGUGCUCCCCGCCACCCCCGACAUCCGUGACAUCAACCUUGUGCAGCCAGCGCCCCGCGAAUCAGCAGGCGACGACACGCCCGAGCUGGCCUCGUGCGCGUCCAGCGCGCCUUCGUCUCCCUGCCCCUCUCCCGCGGAGGUCACGCCCUUCUUCGCCCCCGAGCUCGGGUACACUAUGGCGACGCACGUUGUCGCGCCCCCCGGUGUCGAGCCCGUGCUGCAGACCACGAACCCGGCCGUGCCCAUCGGCGGCGAGCUGCUCGGCGUUGCGCGUCUCGAGCGCGCCCUGCCGCUCGCGGACGACGGGAUUAUCUCUGGCCUCCGCCCCGCCGGCGCGGGCGCAGCCAAGCCCCGCGUCUUCCUUGCUGGCUCGUACGCUUAUCCCGGUAUUCCGCUGCUCGAGGGGUGUGUCGGUAGCGCCCGCCGCGUAGUGGAGGACAUGAUGGGUCGUGAGGUGCGCAGCGUCGACUGGGAAGCCGGGCGAGGGUCCCUCGCGGGCCGUGCGUGGCGGUGGAGGUGGAGCCCGCGGGCCGGGGGGUACUAGGGUGGAUUAGAGGAUGAUAGAGUUAAUGCUAGAGAUAUAAAUGUUGUCCGUAAUGUCAG
Molecule: messenger RNA, 1949 nt
Organism: Cutaneotrichosporon oleaginosum
Lineage: Eukaryota; Fungi; Basidiomycota; Tremellomycetes; Trichosporonales; Trichosporonaceae
Molecular function (GO): oxidoreductase activity
Source: RefSeq, a predicted model, not a curated record